Branchiostoma belcheri (Belcher's lancelet) is the source of this 498-nucleotide messenger RNA. Its product is annotated as neuroglobin-like. The record is from RefSeq and is a predicted model, not a curated record. Lineage: Eukaryota; Metazoa; Chordata; Leptocardii; Amphioxiformes; Branchiostomatidae. The coding region runs from base 1 to 498 and encodes 165 amino acids. Gene Ontology annotation, molecular function: heme binding; oxygen binding. The transcript has 4 exons.
AUGUCGACUGACCGGAGCGCUGUCGUGUCCCUGGCGGAGGGAGAGAAGGCCAUCAUCCGCCGGACCUGGGCCAUCGCCUCGAGGGACAUGGCAGGGAACGGCGCCAACAUCCUUCUGAAAAUGUUCGAGAUCAAUCCGGAGACGAAGAAAGUCUUCGCCAAAUUCCGGGACAUUCCGGACAACCAACUCCGGAGCACGCCGCGAUUCCGUGCUCAUGUGACCCGGGUCAUGGCGUCCAUCGGCACGGUUGUGAGCGCCUUGGACGAUCAGGAGGUUUUGCUGGAUCUGUUCAAAGACAUCGGCAAGAAGCAUCACCCUCCAAGGAUCCCCGAGGAAUAUUUCGACGUUAUUGCUGGCGCCAUCCUGUGCAUGCUGCAGCGGUGCCUGGGUACAGACUACACGGCGGAGGUGGACGCGGCGUGGACCAAGCUGUACGGGGGGCUCAGCCGUCAUGCCAAGGACGGUCUGAAGGAGGCUUCCGCCAUGAAGGCACCGUAA